Cyprinodon tularosa is the source of this 1753-nucleotide messenger RNA. It is a transcript of the gene fxyd6, whose product is annotated as FXYD domain containing ion transport regulator 6. Bases 232 to 540 code for a protein of 102 amino acids. Gene Ontology annotation, cellular component: membrane. The transcript is spliced from 8 exons. Gene Ontology annotation, biological process: regulation of sodium ion transmembrane transporter activity. Lineage: Eukaryota; Metazoa; Chordata; Actinopteri; Cyprinodontiformes; Cyprinodontidae. Gene Ontology annotation, molecular function: sodium channel regulator activity. The record is from RefSeq and is a predicted model, not a curated record.
AGACAGAAAGGGUAGAGACAGGAAAGAUCCAACGCACUGAGAAAGCUGUUGCUGCAGGAGCAGUUGCUGUAAUCAGCUCUGAUUUUCCACAAGUCGUGUCUAUAUGAUCAUUGUGCAACAUACUGACAGAUGAGCAGACUUUCCUAAACCAAAUCUUAGAAUAUUUUCCUUCUGUGGACCAUAAUACCUUUUUUUUUAAGCCAGAGGCCCUCCAAAAAAACAACAGUUGCCAUGGAAACUGUUUUGCUCUUUCUUUCUUCACUCUUGGUGUGUGUAUCUGCUGAUGCAGACACCAUUGGAAAAGAGGAGAAUUCAGUUGACGAAAAUCCCUUCAUUUAUGACUAUGAGAGUUUGAGAAUUGGGGGACUGGCAUUUGCUGUUGUUCUGUUUAUGCUGGGGAUCCUUCUAAUACUCAGUCGGCGAUGCCGCUGUGGUGGAAAACAGAAGCCCAGGGCCCCUGGAGACGAGGAGGUACAAGAAGAAAACCUUGUUGUCUCAAAGGCUGCAGCGGCUGCCAAAGACACUACAGCAGAGAACUAAUGCCACUGGAACACCUUCUGAAAGGAAACCACAAUAAUAUGAAAGGAUUUGAGAAUAGAUCUAUUUAGUUGCAUUGGAGGGUAAGGACAGGUUGUAUACCUUUAAAAUUAGGACAUGUAAAUAGAUAUUUUGCUAUGUGUUCAUUUUUUUGUGUGUAGUCCUUCAGUGCUCUUGUCAACUGCUGUGCCUUUUCUGUAAUGGUCUUUCACUGCAGUUUGUUGUGACACCUUUAACUCAAGUUUGUUUUUUAAAGCCUUGAAAGUAUUUUAAUGUUGUGCGUUCUGCUGUUUUGUUGUUCUUCUAUUGAUUGACUUUAGGUUGUAAGACUUGUGAAUCCGUUGUUUUGUCAGCCGUCCUAAAAAAUGUCUUGUUUACUUUAGAAACUAUACACUUAGUUACAGUAUUUAAAUAUAAAUACUUUACAUAUGAAAAGUUUAGGACAAUAUCCUGGUGUGAUGUUUGUAAUUUAAUGUUUAAGUGUGUUUGGAUAAAUACUUACAGGGCUGGAUACAGGAGGAGGUGGGUCACAGGGCUAUAGCCAAUUUGGAGUUUCCUGCCCACUAAAGAUUUUUUAACACAUUGAAAGGACAGUAGUUUGUUAUUUUGGUACAUAACAACAUAUUACACCUUAUUCAACUAACUGAAGAGGUUUCUGAAAUUUCCCUUGUCCUUUUUAAAAAGUUCCUAAUAUAUAUGGCCUACUUUCAAAGAAAUUAGGAAUGCUAUGAUUACCGUUUUAUACAGAAUCCUAGAUACAAGUGGACUAAAAUUGCAUCAGUAAGGCAGUCAGUCAUUCCACUGUUGCUAAUGCCUUUGAAGUGUGGGUGCACAGCAAUGUUAUUUUGGCAGGUGACUCUUAGUGUUUUGGAAGUGAACUACAUGGAGUAUGUGAAGAAGCAGUCAGUUCAAUUUACCUUGAUCAUGUGGAACAGAAAUCAUAAAAAAUAUAAUAUAUUGUUUUAUGAUAAAAUACAAAGUUUAUUAGUGUCAAAUCUUUUCUUUGUUUUUGUUUUUUUGGUAUUAAAUGUGUUUCAUUUUUAUAUAAUUCACACAACAGCUACGUUGUUCUACUGUUUACUGUCAUUAUUUAGCCAUUAUAUUAGAUUUUAAUUGACGAGACCAUUGGUUUUUAUUUUUCUAUUUAUAAGCCAUUGUAAAGAGAACUCUUUGUAAAGGUGUGAAUUUUUUAACAGUCACACACCAGAAAAAAAAA